Molecule: messenger RNA, 3015 nt
Organism: Tachyglossus aculeatus (Australian echidna)
Lineage: Eukaryota; Metazoa; Chordata; Mammalia; Monotremata; Tachyglossidae
Gene: MERTK
Product: MER proto-oncogene, tyrosine kinase
Biological process (GO): phagocytosis; positive regulation of kinase activity; multicellular organism development
Cellular component (GO): signaling receptor complex
Molecular function (GO): protein binding; ATP binding; transmembrane receptor protein tyrosine kinase activity
Source: RefSeq, a predicted model, not a curated record
CCUCCUCCCCGCCGCCCUCCCGGCCUGCGCCCGCGGCAUCUCUGUAGCGAAAAGAGAAGCAGAGGCACCUCGCUGGGCCGAUCCCCCGAUGGCGUCGUCCUUGGAAGCGGACCUCCCCGCGACGGUCUCCCCGGGCCCCGGCCCGCUCCAGACGCCCACGUUCUUCCCGCGCCUCAGGUUCAAUCCCACGGUGGGGCACAUCGCGCUCUCCGAACACAACGACGGCAAGUUCAACUGCUCGAUUUACGUGCCCUCGCUCUACCAGGAUGUUGCCGUCAUCUCCUGGUGGAAGGACGGGAAGGAACUCCUCGGGGCCCAUCACGCCAUCACUCAUGUUUAUUCGGACAACGAGAUGACCGCCAUUAUAUCUUCUAUCAGCAUAAGCAACGUGCAGCGUUCUGAUAACGGAUCCUACGUCUGCAAGCUGAAAAUCAACCAGGAGGAAGUAGUGUCCGAUCCCAUUGACUUCGAAGUAGAAGGACUGCCUCACUUCAUUCGGCACCCUGGGAGCUUGAAUGUGAGCAGAAACACCACCUUCAACCUCACCUGUCACGCUGUGGGUCCUCCUGAACCCGUCAAGAUCUACUGGAUUAGAAAUAGCAGGCGAGUGGACACGGUGCAGGAGAAAUCUCCUUCCACACUAACUGUUGCAGGUCUGACUGAAUCGGCCGUGUUCAGUUGUGAAGCUCACAAUGAUAAAGGGCUGACUGUCUCUAAGGCAGGACAGAUCAAUAUUAAAGCCAUUCCCUCACCACCGACUGCAGUCUGGGUCCAAAACAGGACGGCCCAUAGCAUUCUGGUCUCCUGGACUCCAGGCUUUGAUGGCUAUUCCCCUUUCAACGUGUGCAGAGUUCAGGUUAAGGAAGCAGAGCCACUGAAUAAUGCAUCAGUCAUGAUGUUUACCACCUCCGCCUCCCCACAUCUGUACCGAAUCGAACAGCUGCAGGCUCUGGCUAACUAUAACAUUGGUAUUUCUUGCACGAAUGAAGUCGGCUGGUCGGCAGUGAGCGACUGGAUUGUGGCCAGUACCACGGAAGGAGCCCCGUCGGCCGCCCCUUCGAAUGUGUCCAUACAUUUGAACGAAUCCAGCAAUUCCCUGGAAGUCAGAUGGUUGACACCUCCAAUCAAGCAGCGCGAAGGAGCCCUGUUGGGCUUCUUCAUCGUCCAUUGCUGGCGAGAGCCAGAGGACCGCUGCUCGGAAGACCACCGGAAUUCCAGUUGGGCGUUCAUUCCCAUCGAGGCCACCAACGCCACAGUCACCGUCCGAGUGGCAGCCGUGACAAGCGGCGGCACGGGACCCCUCAGUGACCCCGUGGAAUUCUUCAUUCCGGGAGUCGGUUUCGCCAACUCCGCCCCGUCGUCGACCCCGGCCCCCGGAAACUCGGAUCCUGUGGUGAUCGUCCUCGCGUGCCUCUGUGGAGUGACGCUGAUUGGGCUGGUUCUGUACCUCACUGUGGCUAUUAGGAGGAGAGCGCAGGAAACGAGAUUUGGGAACGCCUUCAGUGAGGAGGAUUCGGAACUGGUAGUGAAUUACAAAGCCAAGAAGUCAUUCAGUCGGAGAGUUAUCGAACUCACCUUAAGCAGCUUGGGAGUCAGUGAAGAGCUGCAAAAUAAACUGGAAGACGUGGUGAUUGACAGAAGCCUUCUAACUCUUGGGAAAAUUCUGGGAGAGGGAGAGUUUGGGUCAGUGAUGGAAGGAAAUCUUAAUCAGCCCGAUGGGACCUGUCAGAAAGUCGCAGUAAAAACUAUGAAGCUGGAUAACUUUUCCCAAAGGGAGAUCGAGGAGUUUCUCAGCGAAGCCGCCUGCAUGAAAGACUUCGAUCACCCAAAUGUUAUCAAACUCCUAGGUGUGUGCAUAGAAAUGAGCUCUCAGCGGGUGCCCAAGCCAAUGGUGAUCCUGCCCUUCAUGAAGUACGGAGAUUUACACACUUACCUUCUCUACUCCAGGCUGAAGACCAGCCCCCAGCCCAUGGCUGUGCAAACCCUGUUGAAGUUCAUGGUGGAUAUCGCGCUGGGGAUGGAGUAUCUGAGCAGCAGGAAUUUCCUUCACCGAGACUUAGCGGCUCGCAACUGCAUGCUCCGGGAUGAUCUGACCGUCUGCGUGGCCGACUUUGGACUCUCUAAGAAGAUCUACAGCGGAGACUACUACCGGCAAGGACGUAUCGCGAAGAUGCCAGUGAAAUGGAUUGCUCUAGAGAGUCUUGCUGAUCGCGUCUACACCAGCAAAAGCGAUGUGUGGGCGUUUGGAGUGACCAUGUGGGAGAUCGCCACUCGAGGGAUGACGCCAUACCCCGGGGUGCAGAAUCACGAAAUCUACGACUACCUGCUUCACGGCCACCGACUCAAACAGCCGGAUGACUGCCUCGAUGACUUGUACGCAAUCAUGUCCGGUUGUUGGGCGGCCAACCCCCUGGACCGCCCCACCUUCACGGUGCUAAAGGUCCAACUGGAGAAGCUCCUGGAGAGUCUGCCCGAGGCCCAGGAAAAAGCCGACACCCUGUACAUCAACACCUUCUGGCAGGAGGACUGGACGGAAUCCGCGGAGGACCCCGACUUGUCCGACUUGGACAUGAGCCUGGACUCCAGCUACAUCAUAGCCUCCUGCUCCUCCGCCCCCAACGGCGGCGUGGUCAAGGCCGACGUCCACCAGACGCCCCUCCUUCCCGAAGAGAGGUACAUCCUGAAUGGGACGGCCGAAGAGGAAGACGUCCCCGAGCCGCCCCCCCCGGCCGCGGGGAUCCGUGCGUCGUCGGAAGACGCGACGGUCAGGAACGGGGCCGCGUGGUCUCAGGGGGGAUCUCCGGCACCGGGGGAUGCCCUGCCGGACGGACUGCUCUGUGCAGACGACUCCUCGGAGAGCUCCGAAAUCCCCGUGUGAAUAUCCGCUCCCGGGAGGAGGCAACGAGAUCAUUCGGAACUAUCAUUCGGUUAACUCCGCGCUCUCGAGUGCCUUUGGAAUGUUGUCCAGAACAUACCUGGAAAAUGCAUAAUAUAUAUAUAUAUAAAUAUAUAUAU